UUAGUCAUUCAUUCAUUGAAUCAAUCCAAUCCACAGAGGAGAGAAGGAGCUUACCAAUUUUCUGCAAUGCCAAAUCCUAAGGUCUUCUUCGACAUGACCGUCGGCGGCGCUCCAGCUGGCCGGAUCGUGAUGGAGCUAUUCGCGGAUACUACGCCGCGAACAGCUGAGAAUUUCAGGGCUCUCUGCACGGGAGAGAAAGGGAUUGGUCGCAGCCGCAAGCCUUUGCACUACAAAGGAUCGAGUUUCCACCGAGUGAUCCCUGGAUUCAUGUGUCAGGGAGGCGAUUUCACAGCCGGGAACGGAACUGGAGGAGAAUCCAUCUACGGAUCUAAGUUCGCGGAUGAGAAUUUCAUAAAGAAGCACACAGGACCAGGGAUCUUGUCGAUGGCUAAUGCAGGACCUGGGACGAAUGGGUCGCAGUUUUUCGUAUGUACGGCGAAGACAGAGUGGCUGGAUGGGAAGCAUGUGGUGUUUGGGAAAGUUGUUGAGGGGAUGGAUGUGGUGAAGGCGAUUGAGAAGGUUGGAUCCUCCUCUGGAAGGACCUCGAAGGCCGUCGUGAUUGCUGAUUGCGGGCAGCUUGCUUGAAUCAAGCUCUCGUCUUCUGUUGACCUUGCGCUUAUCCUCUGUGCUAUCACUAUUUCAGUAUUAUCCUUGCUUCUGUACUGUACUGUAGUGUUGUUAUAUCGGACAACAAUCCAAAUAAUAGUGUGCAUACUGAUACAUGCCAGAAAAUAAUUAAUAAAUAAAUAAACAAUGAAAUUGUUAUUAUA
This is a messenger RNA of Manihot esculenta (cassava), 770 nucleotides long. Its product is annotated as peptidyl-prolyl cis-trans isomerase. Gene Ontology annotation, molecular function: peptidyl-prolyl cis-trans isomerase activity. Gene Ontology annotation, cellular component: cytosol; plasma membrane. The transcript has a single exon. Gene Ontology annotation, biological process: protein folding; protein peptidyl-prolyl isomerization. The record is from RefSeq and is a predicted model, not a curated record. Bases 67 to 585 code for a protein of 172 amino acids. NCBI's taxonomy places the organism in Eukaryota, Viridiplantae, Streptophyta, Magnoliopsida, Malpighiales, Euphorbiaceae.